Messenger RNA from Schizophyllum commune H4-8, 290 nucleotides. RefSeq lists its product as uncharacterized. The annotation marks the transcript as partial. Lineage: Eukaryota; Fungi; Basidiomycota; Agaricomycetes; Agaricales; Schizophyllaceae. The transcript is spliced from 2 exons. The record is from RefSeq and is a predicted model, not a curated record.
CCGCGCGCGUUGCGCGCGGCAUGCUUGCUUGAGAGUCAUUGUUCUUUUCCACGGCGUCAAACCAUGUAAUGGCGCUGAGCAAGCAACCAUUUAAGAUUCGCAGCAGCGAGCCAAAGUCUCUUCGUCAAUCCUCUUCGCCGGCGCUUUGGCCGCGCGCUGUACUCGCGGCAAGCCUGUCAUCGAUUCCCCAGGCUGAGCCUCGUUCUCGGGCCGUCUUACAUCUGGAGGCGGUCCCGCCAUCCUUAGACCCACUGAGCUUUUCUUCUGGUCUCCCCUCAAGGGAGACCGGG